Oncorhynchus masou masou (cherry salmon) is the source of this 7046-nucleotide messenger RNA. RefSeq names its product rho GTPase-activating protein 12-like. Bases 258 to 3065 code for a protein of 935 amino acids. Gene Ontology annotation, molecular function: protein binding. Gene Ontology annotation, biological process: signal transduction; regulation of GTPase activity. NCBI's taxonomy places the organism in Eukaryota, Metazoa, Chordata, Actinopteri, Salmoniformes, Salmonidae. The transcript is spliced from 18 exons. The record is from RefSeq and is a predicted model, not a curated record. Gene Ontology annotation, cellular component: cytoplasm.
AGAACCGACCAACCCAGCGCUCACAAGCGACAGCACCACCGCAGAGUGAAAACGAGGCGGGGGAUUGGGAACACUGAAUACAGAGCUAGCGUACUCGAGUCGCGUACUGGAGCAGCUAAGAUCACUGAUAUAUCUGGAGGAAAAGUUCCGCACAAAACAAACCGCCGUUGGCCAGCUUAUUCUUUGAAGAGAAAGAAGAUACCGUUGAAAAGUCGAGCUGAUCCCCAGUGAGAGAUGUGGAUCCCCCCAGCCCUCCAAUGCUGAGCACCAAUAGAGGUCAAAGGUCGACACGGUUAGAAGGGGUCAACACCAUCAUGGCUGACAGAGAUGGGCAUGGCGGCGGGGUGGAUGUGCCCACCAUCGCCCCAGGCCAGGUGUACGUGGAGGUGGAGUACGACUAUGAGUACACGGCCAAGGACAAGCUGAUCUCCAUCAGGCAGGGGGAGUGCUACAUGCUGGUCAGGAAGACCAACGAGGACUGGUGGCAGGUGAGGAAGGAGGAGGGGAUGAAAGCCUUCUAUGUCCCAGCACAGUACGUCAGGGAAGUGCGCCGGGCGCUCAUGCCCCCUCAGAAGCCUCCCGUGUCGUGCGGGAUUGGUGGGGUGAGUGGGGCGUUCCGUGUGAAGCCUACAGUUCUGGAUAUAUGCAGAGCGUCCAAUGAGAACCUCAACAACAGGCCGCCUCAGGAGAUGUCUAGUUUUGGGCGUCCGUCGCCCUCCUCCACGCCGUCGCCCUUUCCGGUGCACGUCACCCCGCCCGCUCUGCCCAAGGACGCCAACCAGAACCCGGGCAGCCCGCGGCACAACAAGCCCCCUGGUGUAGCCGAGCUGGUGCUCCUACACAACAACAAUAACCAUCACCACAGCAACAACUCCACGUUACCACGGAUGCGGGCGGACUCUCCGCCCCCCAGGGCCCCUUACAACGACCAUAAACGCCACCAGGGAAGUGAUGAUACAGAACAGACCCCCUCCUCUUCUGGCGACUCCCCGGGGGAGGGGUCGGAGACGCUCCGGAACGACUCUGAGUCUGGAGACGACCUAAGUAGCAGCUCUGCUGAACACAUGCAGACGACGUCUCCGGCGGGGCAGGGCCGGCCCGAGUCCCCGGUCUACACCAACCUCCAGGAGCUGAAGAUCUCCCAGUCCAGCCUGCCCCCCCUUCCUUCAAGCUCCCCACUGCAUGUCCUCGGGGACUGGGAGACCCACAAGGACCUCACCGGCAGACACUUCUACUAUAACAGAGCCUGCGGCGAGCGCACGUGGAAACCGCCCCGCGUACGGGAUGCGAGUUGCAGUACCAGUAGUAGUCGGGGAGACCCCCAUGGCACAGGAGAGAUGGAGCCCCUGUCUUCCGAGGAGAACUGUCACAGCAGCACCUACUCCAGUCAGUCGGACAGUCAGUACGGCACGCCCCCUAGAGGCUGGUCAGAGGAACUGGACGAACACGGACACACCCUCUAUGUCUGUGAAUAUACUCAUGAGAAGUGGAUAAAGCACGUGGACGAGCAGGGAAGGCCAUACUACUACAGCGCUGAUGGGUCCAGGUCAGAAUGGGAGCUACCCAAAUACAACUUGUCUCCUCCCCAGCCAGGCGAUCCCCCCAAGAGUCGUAGUCUGGAGCGGAAACAUCCAGACCCCAUCGUCCUGACCAAGUGGAGACACAGCACCUACGUACUAGACCUCAACGACAAGUUCUCUUUCAAAAAACUCAGGCGCUUUGAAUCGAGCCAUCACAUGGGGAGAUCUGGUCGCAAUCUUUACCGUGGUAAACCCUCUGAGAAGUGUGGAGUCCUCAACGUCACCAAAAUCACUGAGAAUGGCAAGAAAGUCAGGAAGAACUGGACAUCUUCGUGGACAGUACUCCAGGGCUCCUCACUGCUCUUCGCUAAAGGACAGGGGAGUGGCACCAGCUGGCCGCACUACCGUAGUGGCUCCAUCCCUGAGCUGCUGCUCACUCUGCUGGCCAACUGGAAGCGUUCGGUCAAGCCCUGCCCAGCUGUCUCCUAUGUCCACUCUGUCCAUGGGCGUGCCCCAGCUGCCACUAAGUUUGUGGGUAACCAGUCGAAGCCGGAGUUCACUGUGGAUCUCAGAGGGGGGUCAGUUGAUUGGGCAUCCAAGGAUAAGUCAAGCAAGAAGCACGUCAUUGAACUGAAGACCCGUCAGGGGACGGAGCUGCUGAUCCAAUCAGAGAUUGACAGUGUCAUCAACGACUGGUACCGAGCCCUGACAGACACCAUCAGCACACAUGCAUGGGAGUCAGAUGAGGCCAUAGAGGAGGACAUGCCUGAGUCCCCCGGGGCAGAGAAACAAGACAAGGAGAAGGACCACCGAGACUCCAAGAAAAACAGAGCGAUGAAGACGUCUAUAAGUAUGGACUCCACUGACCAGAAAAAGACUAGAGUGAAGCUGAAGAAGUUCCUGACCCGCCGACCCACCUACCAGGCCGUCAAGGACAAGGGAUACAUUAAAGACCAGGUGUUUGGCUGCAGUCUGAGCAGCCUGUGUCAGAGGGAGAACACGUCAGUGCCCAACUUUGUCACCACGUGCAUCGACCACGUGGAGGCCACAGGUCUGAGUAUAGAUGGCAUAUACAGAGUGAGUGGGAAUCUAGCUGUGAUACAGAAGCUGCGCUUCGCUGUGAAUCACGAUGAACAGUUAGAACUGGAGGACAGUAAGUGGGAGGACAUCCACGUCACCACGGGAGCCCUGAAGAUGUUCUUCAGAGAGCUGCCUGAACCACUCUUCACCUAUGACUCCUUCAACGACUUUAUCAACGCCAUCAAAUGCUCGGAUUACAAGCAGCGAGUAAACUUAAUAAAAGACUUAAUCAAGCAGUUGCCAAAACCGAAUCACGACACAAUGCAAUGCCUCUUCAAACAUCUCAGAAGGGUGAUUGACCAUGGAGAGGCCAACCGAAUGACGACCCAGAGCGUAGCGAUCGUCUUCGGCCCUACCCUGCUCAGACCUGAGACCGAGACUGGGAACAUCGCUGUUCACAUGGUAUAUCAGAACCAGAUUGUUGAGCUCAUCUUACUGGAGUAUGAGAACAUCUUCGGCAGGUAGAAAAGAAACACCUGAUGAAGAGGCCUGUGAGAGAAAGAGGAUGGUCUGGUGACUGGUCGAACCCAACACGGCUUAUUUGUGUGACUGAAACAUUGCUGCUGUGGACCAAGCAAUUUAACGAAAGAAAAACAAAAAUGUAAUUAUUGUUCAUUUGAUAAAAAGAUUAAUAAAGGAAGCUAGUGAACGACUUUGCACUUACCCUUUUGAGAGAGCUAAGUAUGAUGUAAAUAAAUACAGAUUUCAUUCACUUUGGUUACAAUGCCUGCUGUGAGUAGCAGGGCGGAUCCAUUUGCUUCAGGAGGAGGGUGUUGAUUGGUUGGUUGGUGAGCUGGAUCGUGUCGUCAUUGCCGUGACAAUGGACGGAGUGCAGUGUGAAUGGCGUGGAUGGAUCUCCCUUGACGUGAUGUGAUCCAGUGGAUUUGAGUAUUCAGGGUAUAACUGUUUUACACUGGAUUCCUAUGGCCAGCAUUAAAUACAGACAACAUACAACAAGAGCUUGGUGAAUAAGACUUUCAUUGUUUUGAACUGGAGUGGAACUGAAGAAGAGUAUUAUGGGAUACAUUCAUGUGGCCCGCCGGAGUGACUUCCUCCUUUCUCUGAUGACGUCGCAACACAUCAGCCGGGCACAGCCCACUCCAGAUCAUUCAAACAGCAACAACUACCCACUGAAUGAAUGGCUGGGUGGUCUCUCCCUCAAUGUCAAAUCAAUGGAAGCCCAUAUCCUGCUACUACCAUGUGUUAUAGUAAAGACCAAGCUUGGUUGUGUGUAUUAAGACUACUCUCAUUGCUUUGUGUUGGGAAAAAUAUUACGCUUAACCUCCUGAACUGUAUAUUCUCAGUUUUGUGGAACAUUGGCCAUGUUGUGGUGACCAUAUUACUGCCACACCUGCAGUCAUGAGUCAUGACCACAGUACAAUUCCACGUGACAAUUGAGUCACAGUAAUCUCCUUUUGUGCAAUCUGGACAUGCUUUGGUAGUACCCAACUUGCUAACUACCAUCUGGUCCUAAUGGCCUGGUACUCUGGGCUCUAUUGUCCCUCUAACCACUCUGACCUUUAAUGCAAAUUACAUUUAAAUAUCACAUCAAACACUUAUCAUCAAAACAGCAGGCCUAUACAGUGUAAAACUCACCUCACUGUGAUGAUCAAUUUGAAGAAAGAAGUUCAACAGCCGGUUGAAACAUUGUAGGACAUGGUUGGUUUGGAAGUCGUUUCAAAGCUUAACACAACUAAAUGGCCACCUCUUUCAAAUGUGAUGAUUCAUUCUAAACAUCCAUAUGCAUAUUAGAGCUUAUGCAUAUUCUAAUGAGCCCAAGCCCCCCCCCCCCCCCCAUGAAAAAAAAAAUAGCUGAAUAAAAAUGAUGAUUCUGCUUUUAUACAAUUCAUAGCCUACCACAUAUUACCAUGGCAGAAAAACAAAACAAAAGUGAUUUAAGAUGUAUUUGGUACAUAAUUGGUCUAGCCUUUUGAGUGUGGACUGUAUUAUUAUGUAUACUGAAUAGGACUGGUUACCUAAUGCUGAGCUCCAACAUGUAUAUCCAUGAGUCUGGGAGAGAACGUGUUGGUUCAUUGAUUGGGCAGGGCGGUUUAGCCUACAAUUAUUGAUUUUGUAUUUGAUUUUGAUUUUGAAUAGCCUAGUAAUAGGGAUUUUUUUUUUUUUUACAAAUAUUUAAUAAUUCACUGGGUGACACUUUAGCUAUACAGAAUAUCGCACCACCAUGCAUUUCCAUCUCCUCUCUUCUUUGUUAAUUUCUCGAGCUCGCAGACAGUUUAGGGAAAUAUGUUUCGUUGCGAUGUUCCCGAACAGAUUUCACUUGGUUUACCAAAUCAAGCACUAGGUAGCUGCAGGAACAAGGUUGGAGACCCAAUGCCAUACAGUGUUUGGGCGGAAUAUCACCUAUCGGGCAGCGAGAGCAUGCUCCUCAAACAGUGGUUGAUGCGUGUAGAGGAGGAAUACGUGUUUUUAUUUGUUUCUCAGCUGCUCAUAUUAAGCACAAUUCCGCUAUAAAACCGAAGUAGCCUACAAAACGGACCGUCGGGAAAGCGCGCUGCCUCCGCUGUUCAAGUGCGUACAGAUGACAUGUCUUUUUUCCCCCUGUUCCUGUUCCUGCCCAUUUAAUAAUGGGCCAUUCUAAAUCGGAACUAAUUUGACAUAUUGAUCAAGACAAGAUUAAACUGAGAAUAGUCUGAUGGAUGAAAAUAUAAGCACUUGAUGGGAGAACAGCUGUGCAGUCUGAGGCAAGGAACAGAGCAGGCUUUUCUCCAAUCAAUCAUCAAUUAGUCGCGUCAUGCAGCCCAUACAUGUUUUGAUUUCUAAGUCAUUCUAAGGUUUGUAUCAUUCACAGCUAAAUUUGCCAAAUAACUCUAAAUCUAGGAUAUAGGACCAGUUUCAAAUGAUCACUGUUAUGCUCAACAUAGACAUUUCAUAUGCGCACUCGUGCCGUAAUGGGAAAUAUAUUAUUUCAAUUAUACUCUUCUUACUAUACAAUCAAAUCAAAUAAUAGCAUGGGACUUAUAACCAUAUAUUGUCAGCUAAUUGGACAAGCCUACAGCCUAUGUCAUAGAGCAUAGCCAGAUAACUAAAAUAUAUUUUCUACAUAUAUUUCUUUAGACCUGACUAAAAUCUAUUAGGCUUUUUUCAAAUAUCGAUGUUCCAAAGGCAUGCAUUAACCAGCGGUUUGUAUGCUGGAGGUAUGGAGAUGCUAAUUGAGUUGUAUGUUAAUUACCGGUCAAUUACCAUGAGAUGGGGCAGUCUUUUGCUUGAUAAUAACCGGCUGACAAAAUUUCAUGACCGCCACAUUCCCUACCUCUGACUUCUGUGAUGUUAUUGUAUGCGCAGCAUAAAGCCAAGGUGGCAUGGAUGAAUACAGAAUCAGUAUUAAAUAUGGGGUCUCUUGGAGGGGACCCCUGGAUCAACUGGAUGGGACAUUACUCAUAUGUAUUGCUUAUAUUUCCCCUGCUUUUAUAAUGACAAUAAUUCACCAUAAAAUUCAUUCCAGGGAAAUGAACUGGACCCCAGUGAAAUCAUCAACAGUGGUCAGUAUAUCACAUGACUGGCUUUGGGAAACAUCCAAACAAACCUGUGUUUGUUGGGCUUAAACAGUAAAUAAACUGCUUUAUGUUAUGAUGAACAAUAAGCUGAAGACUCUUUGUAUCCCAAAUGGCAUUCUAUUCCCUAUGUAGUGCACUACUUUUGCCCAGGUCCCAAAUGGAUCUGAUCAGAUGGUAGUGCACUAUAGAGGGAAUAGGGAACCAUUUUGGAUGUAGCCUAAGAUCUUCCCUAAUGUGUACAGAUGUGUGUCAUUGUGAAGUCUCAUGUGCUUGGUAUGGUAGGCCUCUGCUAGUGACAGGCCUUCAUAUUUGUAAAGUGGACAUGUAACUAAAGGUGUUGAGUGGCGAUUCCCUCCCUUUCUCCCUCUCUUCCUUUUUUCUCUCGUGUCAUUGAGUUACUGCAAACAGGAUAAGAGCGAUGAGGAUGCCAGGGAAUAGCAGUCACCCCUAGCAUGACUUUUUCAGAUCAAUUUUUGCAUCCCAAAUGGCACUCUCUUCCCUUUUUAGGCCUGCUUUAUAAUCCCUCUGUUUACCUAAGCUAAUAUGAACUGGACUGGGACUAGAGAGAAAAUUAUACUGGAAAAAAUAGUAUUACAUUAAAUUAAAGUUGAUUGCAAUGGAAGGUAGAAUGCAAAAAAAAAGCCUCUGAAUAUUAUGUACAAGCAACCUACAUUAAAAAAUGUCCCUUAUAGUAAUUCAAGUAUGUAUGCUUUGAUGGCGAGUGGUUGGUUCAAGUGAUAUAUCACCACAUGAUUUUGUAAAUCUGAAUUGUCCACAAGAAUACAUACAGUAUUGAUCCUUACAAAAGAGGAAGUGGUUUUGAAAGUGUAUCUGGAUUUUGGCGCAUGGUCAGUUGCACAUUUUGAAUGUACUUUUCAGACCAACUACUGUUUGUGACAUUGUUAUGUCUAAUAAAAUAAACUAAAUGGGA